AUGUCCAAAGAUGAGGGAAUCGCUCUCCGUCGAGGCGAAUUCCUGACGCGACCGGAGGCUCGCACAAUUGUGGCCGAAUUCAAGGUCAAGACCGUUCUCCUAGGCCAGUUUCAGGCAGUCGAUCCAACGGCUUUAGGCGUGGAGGAAGAGGAUGACAAAGGAGCGGAGAUAAUGAUCUCCUAG
Molecule: messenger RNA, 183 nt
Organism: Penicillium arizonense
Lineage: Eukaryota; Fungi; Ascomycota; Eurotiomycetes; Eurotiales; Aspergillaceae
Exons: 2
Coding region: 1-183 (60 amino acids)
Source: RefSeq, a predicted model, not a curated record